UGUGCCACGCCGACGCGUUUUCUCCACAUUCUUUUGCAAGAGGUCGCAGCAAGUGAAGCGAGCGACGGCUCCGCGCGAAGUAGACCUUGCGUCGCAAGACGAAAAACACGCGAAAUAUGGGAUUUUUCGACAAACUCGUCAGUUUUCUCGGCUUGAAGAAGAAACAGGCCAGCGUUUUGGUAGUCGGCUUGGACAACAGCGGUAAAAGCACCAUCCUAAAUCAUUUCAAGCCCGAGGACCAAAGGGCGAUGGACAUUGUGCCUACUGUAGGCUUCAACGUGGAUUCCUUCAAGCUGAAGAACUUGGCGCUCACGGCUUUUGACAUGUCCGGCCAGGGAAGGUACCGCAAUCUCUGGGAGCAUUACUACAAGGACACCGACGGAAUAAUCUUUGUUGUGGACAGUACGGACGCACUGAGAAUGGUUGUGGCUAAGGAUGAACUUGAUAUGAUGCUACAGCACAAGGAUUUUAAGGAUCGUCCUGUGCCGAUCUUGUUUUUCGCGAACAAAAUGGAUCUCAGGGAAGCUUUGUCCAGUGUGAAAGUUAGUCAGGCGCUGGGAUUGGACGUGCUGAAAACGAAGCCAUGGCAUAUUUGUGCGAGCAAUGCUCUGACUGGAGAAGGUUUGCAGGAAGGCCUAGAGUGGCUCAGCGAACAAAUACAGGCACUUCUGCAGAAAAAGAGGUAGCCGGAAGAAGGACUUGUAAUUAUUUUCUGAUCGCGAAACGUCAGAACGCAGUCUUCAAGCGCUGCUGCGAUAUCUGAAAGCGACCGGAUUGAGUGAGCGCCUGUGAUUCGGACUGAGUGACCGACUGAUAUCUCCAGUGGACUUUCUCUUCUUUUCACCCUUCCGUCCCCCUUUCCCUUUCCCCAGUGUAGGGUAGCCAACCGGGUUCAGUCCUGGUUAACCUCCCUACCUUUCUUUUAUCAUUUUCUCUCUCUCUCUCUCUCUCUCUCUCUCUUCACGAGUCUUUUGAAACUCUCUCAGUUGAAACGUGUUCAUCUCGAAUGUGAAUAUUUAUGUGUAUGUUCAUGCGCAAGUUUAUUGUUACUAAAAUAAAUCCAAAGCAACGAAUGUUUGUUCCUUGGAGGAGUAUCUAUAUAACACACAUAAUUUCGUUUCUGAUCGACUUUCGUCCGCAUAUAUAUGCAGCCGUGAUAUGAAUGCCACUUGAAUAGGCCAGACCGCGCUAUACUCCAUGCAAUUUUUUUAAUCAUUUCCGAAUU
This is a messenger RNA of Dermacentor albipictus, 1225 nucleotides long. It is a transcript of the gene Arl6, whose product is annotated as ADP ribosylation factor-like 6. Gene Ontology annotation, cellular component: axoneme; cytoplasm. Gene Ontology annotation, molecular function: GTPase activity; GTP binding. Gene Ontology annotation, biological process: cilium assembly; vesicle-mediated transport; protein localization to cilium. Lineage: Eukaryota; Metazoa; Arthropoda; Arachnida; Ixodida; Ixodidae. The record is from RefSeq and is a predicted model, not a curated record.